AAAAAAGCGUUCAGUAGUGAAACAAACUGAAGCUAGGAAUAGAGUUGAACUAUUUAGGCAUUUGCCUCAAUAUGAACAUGGAACACGACUUCCUGAACUUGAGUCAAAGUUCUUCCAACUUGAUCCAGUUCAUCCUGCUGUCUACAAGGCUGGGCUAAGAUAUUUAGCUGGUGAUAUAUCUGGUGGCAAUGCCCGUUGCAUUGCUAUGCUUGAAGCAUUCCAAGAGUCAAUUAAAGACUACUCAACCCCACCUGAGAAAGCUCUCAUUAGGGACUUGACUGCGAAGAUAAAUUGUUAUGUGUCUUUCCUGAUUGAAUGCAGGCCCCUUUCGAUCAGCAUGGGGAAUGCAAUUAGGUUUCUUAAAACUCGAAUUGUCAAAUUACCUUUGACUUUGUCGGAGUCCGAGGCAAAAGCAACUCUUCUGUCAGAUAUAGAUCGUUUUAUAAAUGAGAAAAUAAUUUUAGCAGAUAAGGUGAUAGUCAGGCAUGCUGUAACAAAAAUCAGGGAUGGGGAUGUUCUUCUCACAUAUGGCUCAUCGUCUGCCGUCGAAAUGAUUUGUUUGCAUGCCCAUGACAUUGGCAAACAGUUCCGUGUCGUGGUAGUAGAUUCGCGUCCAAAGCUUGAAGGACGACUAUUACUUCAUAGGUUGGUCAGAAAGGGUAUCACCUGUACAUAUACGCAUAUAAAUGCUGUCUCUUAUAUCAUGCAUGAAGUUAAUCGAGUUUUUUUGGGGGCUUCAUCGGUGUUGUCUAAUGGAACUGUCUACUCAAGGGUUGGGACUGCCUGUGUUGCUAUGGUUGCUCAUCAAUUCCAUGUUCCCGUCUUAAUAUGUUGUGAAGCAUAUAAAUUCUACGAGAGGGUGCAGCUUGAUUCAAUCUGCUCUAAUGAACUGGGUGAUCCAGAUGCCAUUUCAAAGGUUCCUGGUAGAAAGGAAAUCAACUAUUUGGAUGAUUGGGCUAAUAGGGAAAAUCUACAACUCCUGAAUCUAAUUUAUGAUGCAACACCUUCAGAUUAUGUGUCAAUGAUCAUCACAGAUUAUGGCAUGAUCCCUCCUACAAGUGUUCCUGUCAUAGUUCGAGAAUACCGCAAAGAACACUUAUGGAUUUAGGGAAGUCGUUGGCAAAUCAUAGAGGUGUUUCAAUUUUUGGGUACUGAUGGGAUAGUGAAGCUUCAACAGAAAUUGUGUUACUAGUUUCUUCUCUCCAUUCUUCCUUUUGGACCAGUGUUACAUGUCUUAUUAUAUGACGUGUCUGAUACUUUGGGUACUAUUUUUGCUCCUGACUCCGUGAAGAGUGCGAUUUACCCGCCUCUCCGGACAGUUUUAGGAAAUGCAUUUUUAAUGUUGUAGUGAGUUUUUCCGCCCCCCUCCGAUAGUUCAAACUGAUCAUCGAGUGAUUAAGCCAAUGUGAUGAUUUUUCUUUUGAAGGAAGAGUUGGAACAAGGCUUUGUUGUAUUUAAUUUUAAUUGUUAUGUGGUUUUCAGGCUUUUCUUAUUUAGGUCUUUCAGACUCCUAGAGCCAAGUCAAUGGAUUGUUGAUUUUUGGUGAGCAC
Messenger RNA from Ilex paraguariensis (yerba mate), 1550 nucleotides. Lineage: Eukaryota; Viridiplantae; Streptophyta; Magnoliopsida; Aquifoliales; Aquifoliaceae. The record is from the annotation of a GenBank genome assembly.